AUGGAGUAUGAGAAAUGCUACGUAUACGAACCUGAAGGCCAGGGACCGGCGAAACGACGUCAAAUCGAGCCCCAAGGCUUGCAGGCAUCGUGGAAGCUCCGGCGUGAAGCGUACCAGGCUGCAUGGCGAGCGCAGAAGGCCCAGAUUGAUGCUAAACUGAGUGACUUGAAUGCAUACGCUGUCCGCAGCCUCACCGCCUUCCUGGACGAAGCGGCGCAGAGCCCACAGUCCAGCGCCAUCCCAACCGCCAUCUUGUCCACGGGCCCGGAAGCGUCAUCCUCCACCGCUGUUACGGAACAGCUGUCUCGAGACCAGAAUGCUCAAAAGUGCAGGGUAUUCCUGUCCAUCUCUGCGAGUACUGGACCGAACCUCAAAGCGCUGUUGAAAGCGAUCAUUCAGAAAGCCACUUCCCGUCAGGAGAGCCCGGAUGAUGAUGAUGAGGACGACGAAGUCACGACGCGGAAGAAGGGCGCAAAGCUGUUGAACUACGACUUGCAACUUCUGGCUGACUACGUGUCAGAACGUCAACUUGAGCAAGUUGCCAUUGCUGUGGGUGACACGGAGGGAUUCGACAGCGACCUGCUCUCGGAACUGGUCGAACUGCUAGGCUACUGGUGCGACCGCAUCCCGGUCGUCCUUUUGCUCAGCGUGGCCACGUCUGCCGAAUCUCUGCAGCAGCGGCUCUCGCGAUCAGCCGUCAGAUGCCUCAAAGGCCAGAUGUUCGACGUCGCAGCUUCCGCCAUCCAGCUUGAGCACGCACUGGAAGCUGUCGUUGCCGAUCACCCGACCAUAUGGCCAGGAUCUGACCUGAUCGGCCUCAUUCUUGAGCGGCAGAGCGACUAUAUCCAGAGCAUCGACAGCUUUACUCAUGCGAUCCAGUACACGUACAUGUCUCAUUACUCCGCCAACGCCCUCUCCAUCCUCCUGAUACCCAGUAUCAAGUUUGCAAACAUCCCACCUGACCACUUCGAAGCAUUGCGCAACGUCGACUCUUUCCGCCAGCAUUGCAGGGGCAUCCUCGAUGACAACCAAGCCUCGCGUGUUCGCGAACUUCUCGACUCAGACGAAAAACUGUUCAACCUGGCCGCAGACAGCAUUCGCGAUCUUCGGGACCGUCUCAACUCGAUGCUUCCCGCCAUGAAACUGCUGCAGCACAUCCAGGACAUCCUGCACAGCUACCCAGUCACCCCUACUAUGCCUUUCAGCAAAGCGUACAAACUCGCAAUGGCUGGCCGCUUAACACAAGACUCCAGCUUCAUCCGCUCGAUGCUCCUCUCCGUCAGAAAAUCGCAGCAGCACAUCAUUGGGCAAGUGCUGCAAGCAUUCAACAUCUCCAGCAUCCCAGCGACCUUCCGCUCUCAGGCAGAGACAUUGGGAAAAGAGUUGAUCCGUCUGUCAGCCAGCGCAGCGGGCGAAAAUGUCCAACUGCGAAGCGAGGAAUCGGUCAAAAACUCGACGCUUCGUACAACGGUCGUUGCGCAGAAGGUCGAGCUGAGCAAACAGAAGGCCACAUUGUCGAAACGAGACGAAUCGUAUACAAAGUUGCUUCGCCGUCUGAGCGAUCUGCUGGAGCGGUACUUCGGGGAGGCACUGGUCGAUCCGAAGACAUGCUUAUUCCACGAGCUGGUGGUGUACGACUUGCGAUCGCCAUACCGCGAUACCUUCACUCCCAGACCACGGCAAGCCAUCGAAAGGGCGCUGGCAACGCCGCACGAUUAUCUUGACUGCGAUUGCUGCGGCCCAGAUGCUGCGAGCCGUGGCAAGGAGAUGAUGCUGGCGUCUUCACAACCGACAACAGCUGUGCUGUACCAGCUCUACUUGGAAUCCGGCAGUCUCAUCAAUGUCAACGAUCUCAGGCAGGCAUUCCUGGCUGUUACAGCUGAGGAUGGCAGGUCGGAGGAGGAGAACACGGCCUUGUUCCAACGGGCGCUGGCUGAGUUGCGAAGCCUUGGGUUUGUCAAAGGGACGAGGAAGAGGGCUGAUCAUGUUGCCAAGGUCGCUUGGAGAGGACUUUGA
Messenger RNA from Saxophila tyrrhenica, 2016 nucleotides. It is a transcript of the gene ORC3, whose product is annotated as Origin recognition complex subunit 3. The record is from RefSeq and is a predicted model, not a curated record. Gene Ontology annotation, cellular component: nuclear pre-replicative complex; DNA replication preinitiation complex; nuclear origin of replication recognition complex. The transcript has 2 exons. Gene Ontology annotation, biological process: DNA replication; DNA replication initiation. The coding region runs from base 1 to 2016 and encodes 671 amino acids. NCBI's taxonomy places the organism in Eukaryota, Fungi, Ascomycota, Dothideomycetes, Mycosphaerellales, Extremaceae. Gene Ontology annotation, molecular function: DNA replication origin binding.